AUGGUUAAAAAUAAUAAUAAAAGAUCUUCCGAUACUACCGUUACUACCGACACUACCGAUGCUGCCAAUGCUACCAAAGAUGUUAUUUUUAGGACUGUAAAGGCUAAAUAUGAUGUCAAACCAAAAAAAAUCUUCAGAAAGGAUAGAGUAAUUUUAGAGUAUUGCUUCGAUAAAAACCCAUUCCCAGACACCAUCGAGAAAGAGAUCAUCGCCUACCAAUUAGAAAUUACUGUUAGUCAAGUCGCCGAAUGGUAUAAAGACAAGAGGGAUAACUUAAAGAAAUCUAGAAAUAUCUCUGUCCCAAAGUAUAAUAGAAGCACCAAUGAGUUAAACCUUUUCUUCCACAAUUUCCCAUUCCCCACUGAAGAGAACAUUGCAUACUUUGCAUUAAUCUAUGGUGCUACCAAAGAAAAGAUCAGAGUUUGGUUCGUGUCUAAAAGAUACAACAAGAGAAAAACACAUAUAUUCAUUAAAAAUGGUUCCAUCGAUAAAUCUUCAUACGAUCCAUACCGUCAUCUUGGUAAUUUCUAUAAUUUCUAUGAUGAUGAAUACGGUGUUAACACUGAUACAUUUUCAGAAGAUCAAUAUAAACCAAAUCGUAUUAAAACUUUUGACCACACAGUUUACUCUAUUACCAACAUCCCAGAAUCCAAAAGGAUAAAUCUUUUUUCCCAAAGAACAAGAAGACUUCAAAACGCCUAUUCUUUCCAAAUCUUUAAUGAAAAUAGAGAUUAG
Molecule: messenger RNA, 735 nt
Organism: Dictyostelium purpureum
Lineage: Eukaryota; Evosea; Eumycetozoa; Dictyosteliales; Dictyosteliaceae
Exons: 1
Coding region: 1-735 (244 amino acids)
Biological process (GO): regulation of transcription by RNA polymerase II
Cellular component (GO): nucleus
Molecular function (GO): DNA binding; DNA-binding transcription factor activity, RNA polymerase II-specific
Source: RefSeq, a predicted model, not a curated record